Saccostrea cuccullata (small rock oyster) is the source of this 3196-nucleotide messenger RNA. RefSeq names its product mucin-5AC-like. NCBI's taxonomy places the organism in Eukaryota, Metazoa, Mollusca, Bivalvia, Ostreida, Ostreidae. The record is from RefSeq and is a predicted model, not a curated record. The transcript has 8 exons. The coding region runs from base 436 to 2298 and encodes 620 amino acids.
UUAUUUCGAUCGUCCAACGAAUCCAUUGAUAAUAUAAUUUUCUUCCCUUAAUUCCAUUGGUUAAAUAGUUCAGUCAAUAAAAUGACUAAACCCAUAAUUGGACCCAAAAGUUAUUUCAAAGUGAUUAGAGAGAUAUUUCUUUUUUCAGAAUAUUGGGUAAUUGCAUACGUUUCGAAAUUAAAGUCAUGUUGAAACCAUUAGCUUCUUCUCCGAUGUAACUGCUGGCCUUGUUUAAAUGUUGUUGCAGCUCCUUGUUUUAUGCAUUUCUAGUAAAUCAAUGGUUCUAUCCUUUCUCCACCUUGGCACUUAAAAUUGAUUUGUAUUAGCACCACUGAAAAUUUAGACGUUGCUGGAUAAGUUUGCAGUGUAACAAUUAUGUUCGCGAAGAUUUCGUCUUCGGAGAUUAUCUGACUGUUGUUGACAACAGAAAUACUGAUGAUGGAACUCACCGUCCCAAAGAUUUUAAUCUGCCUCUGUCUCGGUAUUUACAAAGGUGUGAAAGCUUUUACAACUGCUUCAAACAGUAUUUUUACUGAAAGGGCUUUCUUCGGCAAAGAAGCAAUUACAGAUUACACAAUUAACCUCUCAAACAGUACGUGGUUGGAAGCGGAGGGUACAUGCUUUUCGUGGAAUCAAACUCUGAUGGGCCGGGGCCUGGAAGACUAUUACUCUUACAUAAGGAUCCUAGCUCAUCGACAAACUACAUGGCCUAAUAACACCCAUGUUUGGUUAAACAGGGUAAGAAAGGCCAACUCCACCCUAUGGUUAAAUGACAUGGAGUGUGGGACCAAUGGGUCUAUACCUUGGCCAGUACAUGGGGAUAACAUCAGUACCACCCAGUGCCUUGCACUUAACAUGACAUCUUCCACAGAUCUGGAAUAUAUUUUGUUUGCUGCUCCUUGUGACAAGAAAAUGGGUUUUGUCUGUGAAUCGUUCCAGGGAUUUUACUUUGGUUCCUUAGGAUAUAACAUCUUUCAUGCGUUUUACGUUAUUGAACCUUUAAACCAACCACGGUUGUACCCAGACUUCACACAUGACGAUUGUUUACACUUCUUGUUCAGCAAUUUCACAUGUUAUGCUGCGGAGUAUGAUGAGGAAAUCCUGAAAUGCACAUUAUUCUGUGCAUCUUUGUUGUCACCUCCAGAGAACAUUCAGCUGAAUACCACGCAAGCAAAUAUUUCAACGGCUGUAAAAUCCUCGUCACGUCUAACAAUAUCAAAUUCUACAAAUUUUUUGAUGGGAAAAUAUCCGUCUUGUGAGUCUAUUACAACAAGUACAGUCACUUCCCUGGGCGUGACUAGCAUAAGUCAAUCAAACACAGACUCCUCCUCCACAGAAAUAUCUGGGGAAACUGUAGUGACUGAAACUGUGGUAAGGACUUCUACAUUUUCAACUUUUGUGGAGACUACUAGCGAACUGGAUACGUUCUCUACAGAAAGAGUCUCCAGCAGGUCGACUGAAUCAAGCUUACUUCAUUCAGAAACUUCCACUUCAUCGGCGUCAGAUGGACUGGGAGAUUCUAGCUCGGUAUCGACUUUGGAGUAUGAUACUAUACAAGCAAAUACAAUCACGCCUACAUUGGAGUAUAGUACAACUCAAGCAGACACAACCACAUCUACAUUUGAGUAUAGAACUACACAAGCAGACACAACCCCGCCUACAUUGGAGUAUAGUACUACACAAGCAGAUACAACCCCGCCUACAUUGGCGUUUAGAACUACACAAGCAGAUACAACCACCACAUCCACCUUGGGAUAUCCUACUAGUGCAACAGAAACAACAACCCCUACUUUAGCACCAACUACACAUUCUACGCCUAAGGAGGUAUUUUCUACAUAUGAAAGUACAACUGGUACGAAUACUUUAGAACAUUCAACCAGAAUGUCCUCUUGGACUGAUACUAGAUCUUCAACUGCUACCACGGAAGGGACUGUUUCAUCUGUCAGUCCUCAACUUGUGACGUCUCCAUUUACGUCAACGUCAAUUACCUGCAGUCCAUGUGUGUGCAAUAAUGACACUACAGCCAAUAAAACACAGGAACAAAUCCAAGAAGAGAUUGCUCAAAUCAAGAAAAAUCUUACUUUAGAAAAGUCGACACUCUCUUCUUAUACUCGGCAGAAAAUUUCUGCUCCUGAUAAACGCUGGUCGUCUGCUGCCCUUGGUUCAGUGGGAAUUGUAAUUUUAGUUUUUGCAGGCUCUGUUGUGGUACUAAGUGAUACUCAGCACUUCUUAAGGGCAAUAAGGGUGUGGAGGAAAAGACUUUCAAAAUAUAGAUUUUCAAAGAAUCCAAAACCUUGAUGUCUUCUGUUGGAUUUUCAAUGCCUUUUGAUGUUGAGCGGAAAUAAAUUUUUUGGUACGCGUUAGGAGAUCUAUUCAAGUAAAUAAAUCAGUUACUGAAGUUUACCCAAGAGUUACUACAAACUGAACAGCAUAUUUAUGUUCUACAACAAUUUAACUGUUUAAUUUAAAAUGUAUAACAUCUUAUUCUGUCUUACGUUUCAUUUGUUUGUUUCUUUCUAGUUGUUUUAAUAUUUUUUACCUUCAUAUCUAUUUUAAUCAUAUUCAAAAGACAUAUUCCUGAAAUACGUGUUCAAAAUGUCACAUAGGUAAAGAUGUACAUUACAUACCUAGUGACUGAAAAUGUUGUAACGACUUCUACAUUUACAACUCUUUUGGAAACUACUUGCGAAAUGAAUAGGUUCACUAGGAGUCUCAUGACUGUGUAGACGAACGUAUUCUUAAUAUUUUUUGUAUAAUAUUCCGUAGCAUCAAAAAGUACUUGUGUGCUUUUUCCAUGACAGGAAAGAGAGAUACAUGUACCAAUGAAACUUGCAACAGUUGCAAAGUACAGUGCAGCAAAAGAACAUAAGUUUACAUAAACUCCAAUGAAAUGUAUUUUGUAAAACAAUGGUAAUAUAGGAUAUCCCAGCAUGAACAAUCAAUUUCAUAACAUGCCUAUUACAAUGACAAUAAAGCAGACAGGUGUAAUGAAUGCGAAGGGAAAUAUUUAUCCCUUUGCUGAUAUCGAAGAUAGAAAACCUAAUAUGUAGAACCUUAUUUAUGACUUGCAUUCAGCUUUGGACUUUAAUUUCAACAAAGGAACGAAUGCAGUAAAUAUUGGUCAUUUUCUUACUAAGAGGGGCAAAUAUUUUGUAAUGAUAUCCCAAAAUUAUGUUCACAUACGUACAAGAUUAGA